Poecilia reticulata (guppy) is the source of this 1589-nucleotide messenger RNA. It is a transcript of the gene otx2b, whose product is annotated as orthodenticle homeobox 2b. Gene Ontology annotation, molecular function: DNA-binding transcription factor activity, RNA polymerase II-specific; RNA polymerase II cis-regulatory region sequence-specific DNA binding. The record is from RefSeq and is a predicted model, not a curated record. Gene Ontology annotation, cellular component: nucleus. Gene Ontology annotation, biological process: multicellular organism development; regulation of transcription by RNA polymerase II. NCBI's taxonomy places the organism in Eukaryota, Metazoa, Chordata, Actinopteri, Cyprinodontiformes, Poeciliidae.
CUCCUGCUUGGUUUUUGGAGAUUUUGUGUAUCGGACUCGUUGACUUCUGCGCAGUUUUUUCUUUUCUUUUGUUAUUUCCUUCAAACAGGGGAAGCAAGAGAAAAAGAAGCAAAUUUUACACCUAAAUGCCAGGGUAUCCGGUGUAACACGGAGCCCACGGAGAUCAGAGAGGACACGAGGGGCGCCUUCGGAGCGACAUCAGUUUUCAAAAUUUUCUCCAACUUCAGCCCUCAGACAAACAUUAGCAUGAUGUCGUAUCUAAAGCAACCACCUUACACAGUCAAUGGCCUGAGCUUAACAACCUCCGGGAUGGACCUUUUGCAUCCAUCAGUGGGUUAUCCAGCCACGCCACGAAAACAGAGGCGAGAAAGGACUACUUUUACGCGCGCACAGCUCGACGUUUUGGAGGCGUUGUUCGCCAAAACCAGGUACCCGGACAUAUUCAUGCGCGAAGAAGUGGCGCUGAAAAUCAACUUACCUGAGUCCAGAGUACAGGUUUGGUUUAAGAACCGGCGGGCCAAGUGUCGCCAGCAGCAGCAACAACAACAGAACGGCGGACAAAACAAGGUGCGACCCCCUAAAAAGAAAAGUUCCCCAACCAGGGAGGUGAGCUCGGAGAGCGGGGCCAGCGGCCAGUUCACGCCCCCCACUAGCACCACCACAGUCCCCGCCAUCUCCACCAGCACCGCCCCGGUGUCCAUUUGGAGCCCCGCGUCAAUUUCUCCUCUCUCGGACCCCCUGUCUACCUCCUCCUCCUGCAUGCAGCGGUCCUACCCCAUGACCUACACUCAGGCCUCGGGCUACAGCCAGGGCUACGCCGGGUCGACGUCCUACUUCGGGGGCAUGGACUGCAGCUCUUACCUCACUCCAAUGCACCACCAGCUGUCGGGGCCCGGCUCGACUCUCAGCCCGAUGAGCACGAACGCCGUCACAAGCCAUCUGAACCAGUCUCCGGCUUCCCUCUCCACCCAGGGCUACGGGACGUCCGGCCUGGGCUUCAACUCCACGGCAGACUGCUUGGAUUAUAAGGACCAAGCGGCGUCAUGGAAGCUGAACUUCAAUGCCGAUUGCUUGGAUUAUAAGGAUCAAACAUCCUCAUGGAAAUUCCAGGUCCUGUGAACAGAGCAGUAACGAUCACAUGAGACGCAGUUCAGCCAUCCUUCAAUAAAACUCAACAUCAGACUGGUUGAGCCUGGCUGCGCUCUCCUUUUUUUUUUAUCCCGGUGGUCUUCGGUACUCCUAAAGGAGAGGUUUAAUUUAUUUUAGCACUGGCAUAUAGAUUUUUUCCCCCUUUCAUUCACAACUUGUAGCCCCUCAUCCACCUCUAUCAUUGCGUGCCUCUGUGCGUAAAAACACCUGUUGAGGACAACCGCAGCCACGGAACUAAAACUUCAGUGAGUCCUGCUGAAGUGCAGACCUCUUUAAAAAAAAAUGAACCUGCUGGCAGAGAGACAUGAGGAUACUGUGUGGACAUGGAUGCACUACUUUAUUUAAGAAAAAGUGUUUAUAAGGAAUCAAUAUGUAGUUUCUAAGAGACAAUCAGUGUGCGUCUUAAAUAAAUGGUAAAUAGGUGUUUUUUUUAUCUGUGA